UUUUGAGGCUGCAGGUUCAGUUCGUGGCUUCUAGGAGUUUUAAAGACUGAUAUUAUAAAGGAUGGGUCCGAAACAGAGCAGUCCGUCCGCGGGUGUCCGGGUCAGGUCUUUCUCCGGGUCCGAUGUGAACAGCGGGAGCGCGCGAGCUGCGGUGUUGCGCUAUUACGCGGGCGGGUCGACGGGUCAGAUCGGUGAACGGGUCCAGUAUUCAUCACACAGACCCGGCUCAUUCAUCCAGAGCGCGAUUAUACCCACCAGCGGCCGGAGAGAUGAGACUGACGGACAGAGAACACUGAUGAUCGGCUCUUUACCUGCACACCUGACGCCUCACAUGCUGGGGGUUGGAUUCGACUGUCCCGUCUGCUCGAAGUUUGUCUGCUCUGAUGAAAUGGAUGUUCAUUUGCCCAUGUGUUUUUCCAAACACAGACUCUAUUAUAAUGAUGAUGUUUUAUCGCAGGACUCUGGUGAGUGUCCGAUAUGUCUGGAUGACAUGGUUCAGGGCGACACCAUCGCUCGACUGCCCUGUCUCUGUGUCUACCACAAAGGGUGUAUUGAUGAAUGGUUUGAGGUCAACAGGUCGUGUCCAGAACAUCCCACAGAUUUACAUUCAAACAGAUAUUUCCAGUAAAGAAGAGCAGCAGAAAAGAGCUCAUCUGAUAUUUUCUCCAGGAUCUGAGGUGCUUUGACACUAGAUGAUGAAUCCAUAACCAUCUGAGACCUUUAAUAUGGAGCUAAAACCUGCUGUGCCAAAACUGAAUGAAAUCAUGCAUAAUAUACUUUACACAGUUCUAUUAUCAGCCCUGAA
Rhinichthys klamathensis goyatoka is the source of this 805-nucleotide messenger RNA. It is a transcript of the gene znrf2a, whose product is annotated as zinc and ring finger 2a. Lineage: Eukaryota; Metazoa; Chordata; Actinopteri; Cypriniformes; Leuciscidae. Bases 62 to 628 code for a protein of 188 amino acids. The record is from RefSeq and is a predicted model, not a curated record. The transcript is spliced from 5 exons.